AUUUCAUAAUAUCAAUUUUCUCUCAGUUUUAAGAUUGACACUGAAGUGGCAAAACCAUAUAAAGCAAAUUUACUAGAUGUUGGAAACAAAUAAUCAAGGUACAACCUAAUCUGAACAUGAGUUCCUUAAUUGUGAAAAUAUUCGCUGAAGCUCUAGAAGCAGCUAGGAAGCUAGAGAAGCAAGAAGUUGAGAAUAAAUCCGACAGCGGGGGGUAUCAGCGCAUUGAGGAGCAAAUGGAUCAACUAUUUAAGGAGAUGAGAAAUAUGAGGAUUCAGUUUCAAGAUAUAAAGAAUCAAAUCAAAGAGACUAAGAUUCAGCUGGAAGACACCAAGAUUCAGUUGAAGGACACCAAGGUUCAGUUGGAAGAUGCCAAGAUUCAGUUAAAGGACACCAAGAUUCAGCUGGAAGACACCAAGAUUCAGUUGAAGGACACCAAGAUUCAGUUGGAAGACACCAAGAUUCAGUUGGAAGACACCAAGAUUCAGUUGGAAGACACCAAGAUUCAGUUGGAAGACACCAAGAUUCAGUUGGAAGAUGCCAAGAUUCAGUUGAAGGACACCAAGGUUCAGCUAGAAGACAAUAAGACAAUGUUAGAAUAUUCUAACACUAAAAUCUCAAAACUUGAGGAGAAGUUAGUGGAUAUAGAGCUUACCAAGGCCCUUUGCAAAAACUGCAAUGGGUUAACCUUCUGCCUGGAUGGUCAAGUUGUUCGUAAUACACCAGGUCAUAGAACCAAGAUAAGAGCAAUAAAGAAUACAAUAUACAAGGAUCGCACUGGUAGACAAGUACAGGUGCCUGCUAAUGAUACUGGAGUUGUAGGUGUUAAUAGAAAUCCCACUUACGGACCCGUCGUCAGGUGGAACAAGUCCGGAGCUCAAUAUUGCCAUGAUUUCACUGGAUUUGUUUACUGUUGUAAUUAACUGUAAACAGCUGAAGCUUUAUUGCUCUAAUUUGGUAAAAAUACAGGGUGUCCCACGAAACAUGACAGUCGGUAAAUAGUUUAGAAUGUCUUUUUCCAU
Messenger RNA from Eurytemora carolleeae, 1019 nucleotides. RefSeq names its product myosin-2 heavy chain, non muscle. The transcript has 4 exons. NCBI's taxonomy places the organism in Eukaryota, Metazoa, Arthropoda, Copepoda, Calanoida, Temoridae. Bases 117 to 920 code for a protein of 267 amino acids. The record is from RefSeq and is a predicted model, not a curated record.